AUCUAACUAGACAUCUUCAGUCAGGCGAGGUCCAUCGAUGUAGAUUACAGUUGCUGAUGACGAGCGAUGGCGCUGCCAAAAUAGAGAUUUUGAGACUGAACAGUCGCAGGGGUCUCGGGGUUAUCUGUGUGCACAAACCGGUAGUUUGAAACCGUGCUCGAUUUACAACUCUAUUGCAUCUGUUAAAUUACACCAUUAUCAUUCCUAUUGGUGCAUGCAGGCACAUCAUGUGCUGCCUAUUUUAACGCAAGCGGUGGUCAGAGCAACCGUGUGUGAAUGGUUUGACAAGCAAGAGAACAUUAAACACAUUAUUAUUUUAAAGGAAUUACAGUAUUUAUAACAUCGAAUUAGUUUGCUAUCUCCAUGUUCAGCUCUUUACAGGACAAAAUGUGCUUUGCUGUUCCUCAGGGAACUUUAAACAUUUAGUGGAAAAAGCAGGUUUUAAAAAAUCACUGAACUAGUGUUGCCCUUUGUUGACCUCUAGCGGUGACUAUUGAGCAAGGCAGCAGCUGCAAUAAGGGUCAAGUGUAUCUCUGUCCCUAUGGUCCCCUGUAAUUUUGUAUUUACUCUAUAUGUGCAAUGUAACUAUCAUGUAAAAAAAAAAAUACCUUUGAUUUAUUUAUCCACAAACUUAAGUCUGAUGUUGACUUAUGUCCUUUUAUCAAAGACAUCUUGACUAAGGACUUGCAUUUGACAAAUGGGCGACAACAUUCUCCAACAGGCAUUUUGACCCAUCAUGCAUCAGCUAAUAUGUGGUUAUGUAAAUAUCCAUAACGUCGUCGAAGCCUUAACCUGGGGCGUGGACUUUGCACCUGUCCAUCCUGGAGAGGGAUCCUCCUCUGUUGCUCUCCUGAAGGUUUCUUCCCUUUUUUUCCCCCUGAAGGGUUAUUUAAAUACGCACGAACUAAUGUUUACACACAGUUCCCGUUAUCUUUCCUUCAUAAUGUCUCUUAAAAAUGAAAGGCUGGUUAUGAAUUAUAGUGCGAUCCCGACAUUCCUUAGCAUGUCGGACGUGUCAUGUCGUCCGGGAGCUGUUCGCGUGUCCUCCCCUCGCUUCCCUUGGACAACGCCUUCCGACGUCAGCCGCACGGAAACGUCAAGCAGCUCACCUGGAGGGGACGCGCAGCGGCAGGACGACGAGAGGCCAAUGUCCUCGUCUGGGAAUAAAGAAUAACUUUUGAAUAAUGUCAACUCGCGACCGGUUGUUCUCAGAGUAAGUGUUGCCUUUUUUUUUUGGCACCGCACCUGACGUUUACUGUCUCGCGGACAGUGCGCUCUUAUUAAAAGUUAGAGCCAGUAGGCACUUCCGGGUUGGGACUUUAGCCGGGAUUACAGCACUCCUAUUUGGCACUGGUAGUUGGAAUAAAACCAGCAUGGACGUUGAGAUGCAGGCCAUCCGGAGGAAUGGGAGCGAUGGGGCAGCACAUUCCUGUAAUGAAUGGGUGACAGGGAAUGGGGGUGGCGUGGCCUGCAGGAUCCCUGAUGCAACAGAGAAUCACAGCUUGCUUUCUGAACAGUCUUUUUGUCAGAUGACCAGUAUUAAUGGGGAGACGGUGCCCUCUGAACUUGCAACAGAAAAUCAAACGACUCUGGGAAAUACAUUCACUCUUCGAGAGAUUACCUCCGUGUGCAGGAAAAGCAGAGAGAGGGUCAAACUAGGGCUGAUCGUCUUCUUCAUCUUCGUCUUCAUCUGUGCCGUGAUUGUGAUUUCGCUGGUCGUGUGCUCAGCAUUCCAUGAGGACGUGGAUGACAACUUUGACAGCUCGUUGUUUAAAGUUCCUCGGUCUUUCAACGGGAGCUUCCGACUGCCCAAUCAGACCUUCACAGAAGAACUGUUCAGCCUUUCUUCCAAUGAAAGCCAAGCACUCACUGCUGGCCUUCAAGAUAAGCUGGCUGACCUCUACACAACCUCCCCUGCUCUGGGACGAUACUUCUCCGGAGUAGAGAUACAUGCUUUCAGGAACGGGUCGGUCGUCGCUGACUACCAGCUGACAUUCCUCAUGCCUGAAGAGCAGCAGGAUCAGCUGAGAAACAUAACCCUGAGCAGGGAGAUGGUGUACAACGUGUUCAGACAGUUCCUCUACGACCAGGAGGCGGAUGAGUCGGGGCAGAUGUACGUCGAUCCAGCUUCCCUGAACAUGUUUCUAAGACACUAGCACAACUGGUAUAUCUUUGUUUUCCUCUCACUUUAGUGAGACACUCCUACAGUGAGUGGGGGUUGUUUGUGUCAGACGUCUGUGUGAUUCUCCCACGAGUCUGCAGAAAUGCUGCAUUGUGAUGCAUCUCUACCACAGGAAGCCACAUGGCCACAGGCGCCACUAUGGCUGGAGGUCAUAUGCGUGACUUCAUUGUGUGUUCUGUUUCAUAAACUUUUAAGCUUGUUCUUAAUUCAAUCAACAGUGCAUGACACUCUUAGGACUCAAAAUAGACAUACUGUAUGCUGUCGAACAAAAAUAAGCGUUUUGUCGUGUGUAUGAAAUGAAUUGUUCCCGAUUACAUUUGAGACUGUAUUACUCUGCCUUGUUUAACUGGAACUGUAAAUGUCAGUGCUGUAAUUAUUUAUAUUUAUUCCCUGUCACUGUCAUUUCACCAUGAUCAUUUUUACAAAAGGUGUGCCUGAAAUUGUGUCUUAAAAAAAGAAAUACAAGAGUUUAUAUUUG
Molecule: messenger RNA, 2660 nt
Organism: Pseudoliparis swirei
Lineage: Eukaryota; Metazoa; Chordata; Actinopteri; Perciformes; Liparidae
Product: TPA-induced transmembrane protein-like
Exons: 7
Coding region: 1374-2156 (260 amino acids)
Source: RefSeq, a predicted model, not a curated record